UCUAAAAAAUACAUGCUUCUUACCAGGCCAAAGGGAGGGUGUUUCCUCCUCUGGGGUCUGCAGGAGAAUUCCCUAUAGUAGUGAGCUGGCUUCCUCACCGCGCGCCCCAUUCUGUACGUUCGCUCUUCCUGUCCAACCUCUCAUCCCACUCAUCAGCCUCAAGCGCGGGGCUCUGGCAUACCAUACAGGUACUCAUGCUGUCUGGGUGAGUCAGGGAGCUGGAUGCCAGCUUGUGCACAGCCCCACCAGCAGAGCUGCGUGGGAGGCUGCGAGGGAAAGUUCCCAGCAGCAAGUGUGUUGGAACAGGGGGCCAGGGGUAGGACUGUCCAUGGAUAGGGCAGGUUGUGCAAGGGCGGGCAUCUGAAGGAAGAUGGCAACUCCUGUCAAUACCUGCUGUUUAGGGGACAGGCUAACAAGGUUUCAAUAACCUCCAGGGCAAACCUCCCAAAGCUGAGGAACCAAGGCUCUGAUAGGGAGCGGUGAAUAGGAGGAGCGCUGAAGACGGGCUCGGACCUCAGGCACAUGCAGAGGACACGGAGCGUGGACAGCAUCCAGUUCCUGCCUUUUCUCACCACGGAUGUCAACAACCUGGGCUGGCUGAGUUAUGGAGUCUUGAAGGGAGAUGGGACCCUCAUCAUCGUCAAUACCGUGGGGGCUGUGCUUCAGACUCUUUAUAUCCUGACAUAUCUGCACUACAGUCCUCAGAAGCAUGCUGUGCUCCUGCAGACCGCAGCCCUGCUGGGGGUCCUGCUCCUGGGUUAUGGCUACUUUUGGCUUCUGGUGCCAGACCUUGAGGCCCGGCUCCAGCAGCUAGGCCUCUUCUGCAGCGUCUUUACCAUCAGCAUGUACCUCUCACCAUUGGCUGACCUGGCCAAGAUCAUUCAGACUAAAUCGACCCAGCGUCUCUCUUUCUCACUCACCAUUGCCACCCUCCUUUCCUCCACCUCCUGGUCCAUCUACGGGUUUCGACUCAGAGACCCUUACAUCACGGUACCCAACCUUCCAGGAAUCCUCACCAGCUUGAUCCGCCUUGGGCUUUUCUGCAAGUACCCCGCAGAGCAUGACAGGAAAUACCGACUUCUGCAGACCUGACCACAGCCAUCUUAGGGCCAACGUGAUACCAAAAAGAGCUCUUGUUUCUGCUGGUCCUCCUGACCAAUUCCAUGGAUGCAAUGGGUUGUGAGAAAAAAAGCUGAUUUUGAAAAUAGAGGGAUCAAGGAAAGACCUUUACGUAGAUCGGAUGGGACCUAUGGGAUGAAAUCACAUUUUUUAAAGAGAUGAUCUUUUCUCAUUUUGGAGGCUGAGGUGGUAUCUUUAGAAUGUGCCCUAAAAUAAACUGUUCCCUGCCCCUGCC
Molecule: messenger RNA, 1354 nt
Organism: Peromyscus californicus insignis
Lineage: Eukaryota; Metazoa; Chordata; Mammalia; Rodentia; Cricetidae
Gene: Slc50a1
Product: solute carrier family 50 member 1
Exons: 6
Coding region: 523-1092 (189 amino acids)
Biological process (GO): carbohydrate transport
Cellular component (GO): membrane
Molecular function (GO): sugar transmembrane transporter activity
Source: RefSeq, a predicted model, not a curated record